AUGGACAAUGAAGAGAGCUCAACAGAUGGUGAUAUCAAGUUGAUGCCGGCUCUGGCCAAAGGCACUGUCGAUCCGGAAACAUCAAUUUCUUACGCAUAUCGACCUCUGAACAACAGGGAAGUCAGACUCCCCAAGCUCGUGCCUGUCGAGACUCCGCCGCCUGCUCCUAUUGAGAUCAAUGAAGCUGGUGGCAGGCCAUACGUCCCGAAUGCACGCCAAAGGGUGGCAGCGUAUGCACGGCAUCUGGGUAGCAAGAAGCUGUUUCAUCGCCUUCAGCUAAUCCAUGUCAACCUGGACCAUGCUCCUCCUUAUGACCCAAUAUCGUACACUUGA
Molecule: messenger RNA, 333 nt
Organism: Fulvia fulva
Lineage: Eukaryota; Fungi; Ascomycota; Dothideomycetes; Mycosphaerellales; Mycosphaerellaceae
Exons: 1
Coding region: 1-333 (110 amino acids)
Source: RefSeq, a predicted model, not a curated record